GUAGUAGGUCCGUCUCCUCCUCCCGCCGAGGGGCGCCAGAGUUAAGGAACUUCUUACUGGGAAGGGGUCCCUCCUUUCAGCAGGAACCUGACCCGCAGAAUGGAUCGGAAACGCCUGGAAGAAACGCUGGUUUAUCCUACGGAGUGGCCGGAUGAGCGGUGACCCAGAUGUUCUGGAAUACUACAAGAACGAUCACUCCAAGAAGCCUCUGCGGAUCAUCAACCUGAACUUCUGUGAGCAGGUGGAUGCAGGCCUGACCUUUAACAAGAAGGAGCUGCAGGAUAGUUUUGUGUUUGACGUCAAGACCAGCGAGCGCACCUUUUACCUGGUGGCUGAGACAGAAGAGGACAUGAAUAAGUGGGUCCAGAGCAUCUGCCAGAUCUGUGGCUUCAAUCAGGCUGAGGAGAGCACAGACACCCUGAGAAACAUUUCCUCAGCUGGUCAUGGCCCCCGCUCUUCUCCAGCUGAGCUCAGCAGCUCUAGCCAGCACCUUCUCCGAGAGCGCAAGUCCUCAGCCCCAUCACACUCCAGCCAGCCAACUCUGUUCACGUUUGAACCCCCUGUGUCAAACCACAUGCAGCCCGCCCUGUCCACCAGUGCACCUCAGGAGUAUCUCUACUUGCACCAGUGCAUAAGCCGAAGAGCAGAAAAUGCAAGGAGUGCCAGCUUCUCUCAGGGCACCAGAGCCUCUUUUCUCAUGAGAAGUGACACGGCUGUACAAAAACUUGCCCAGGGCAAUGGACACUGUGUCAACGGGGUCAGUGGUCAAGUCCAUGGCUUCUAUAGCCUUCCCAAGCCGAGCCGGCACAAUACAGAAUUCAGAGACAGUACCUACGACCUCCCCCGCAGCCUGGCCUCCCAUGGCCACACCAAGGGCAGCCUCACAGGCUCCGAGACAGAUAAUGAGGAUGUGUACACCUUUAAGACACCCAGCAACACCCUGUGCCGGGAGUUUGGGGACCUCCUGGUAGACAAUAUGGAUGUUCCGGCCACCCCACUCUCAGCCUACCAGAUCCCUAGGACAUUCACUCUGGACAAAAACCAUAAUGCCAUGACAGUGGCCACUCCUGGGGACUCAGCCAUAGCUCCCCCACCCCGCCCCCCCAAGCCAAGUCAGGCAGAAACACCUCGAUGGGGUAGUCCUCAGCAGAGACCUCCAAUCAGUGAAAAUAGCAGAUCUGUCGCUGCCACCAUUCCCAGACGCAACACCCUCCCUGCAAUGGACAACAGCCGACUUCACCGAGCUUCUUCCUGUGAGACCUACGAGUACCCACAGCGUGGUGGAGAGAGUGCAGGCCGGUCUGCUGAAUCCAUGAGUGAUGGAGUCGGCUCUUUCCUGCCAGGGAAAAUGAUUGUGGGCCGAUCAGACAGCACCAAUUCUGAAGACAACUAUGUGCCCAUGAACCCAGGUUCUUCCACCCUGUUGGCCAUGGAACGAGCAGGUGAUAAUUCCCAGAGCGUCUACAUCCCAAUGAGCCCAGGGGCCCAUCACUUUGACUCACUUGGCUACCCAUCAACAACCCUUCCUAUGCACCGAGGCCCCAGCAGAGGAAGUGAGAUCCAGCCACCCCCUGUCAACCGCAACCUCAAACCUGAUCGGAAAGCAAAGCCAACACCACUUGACCUGAGAAACAACACUGUCAUCGAUGAACUCCCCUUCAAGUCACCUAUCACCAAGUCUUGGUCUAGGGCCAGCCACACCUUCAACUCCAGCUCCUCCCAGUACUGCCGCCCCAUCUCCACCCAGAGCAUCACCAGCACAGACUCAGGAGACAGCGAAGAGAACUAUGUCCCUAUGCAAAACCCAGUGUCUGCAUCUCCCGUUCCCAGUGGCACCAACAGUCCUGCCCCUAAGAAGAGCACCGGCAGCGUCGAUUAUCUGGCCCUGGACUUCCAGCCAAGCUCCCCAAGCCCCCACCGCAAGCCAUCUACUUCAUCUGUCACUUCUGAUGAGAAGGUGGACUAUGUUCAGGUGGACAAGGAGAAGACCCAGGCCCUGCAGAACACCAUGCAGGAGUGGACAGACGUGCGGCAGUCCUCGGAGCCUUCCAAGGGUGCCAAGCUGUGACGAGAGGGCCACCGCAGAGCCCAGGGAGGGGCCAGGAGGCAGCGUCUCCAGAGCUGGCCCUUCACAUCUCCCCUACCCCUCUCCCCUCUCCCAUUGUUCCUUCCAUUCACUUCCUCUCUACUCUGCCAGUCUCAGCCUUCAAAGCACUUGACAUCAGGGACCCUGAACCCUUCCCCUGGGAGGUGAGGGCCUGAUCAAGGCACCUCCUCUGCCCACUCGGGGCCCAGCUGUGAUUUUUAUCAGUAAUGGCCAUGCCUCCACCCACCUUAGUUAGGAGCUAUUGCCAAAAAGCAUCCUUCAGCCUUUUCCUGUCCUUUAGACCUGACUAUCUACCAGAUGUUUGGAGGGAAGGGCUGGGGCUCUGAGCCAGAUUCCACACCUCACGUUCAGUCACAGCCCUCAGCUAUCUUCCCUCCGGCCACUGGGCUACCUCUCCUUCAGUCCCAGAAGACAAGUUUCACUGACCCAGGGAGUCAAGGACCAGCAGACCAAAGUGGAUAAUGGACUUUUUCAUUCCUGUUUUUCUUGGCAGGAGAGAAGCAAGGCCACUAAAAGAGGAGACGGUGGAGAAGGAGGCCCAGCAGUGGUCUUGAGGGGUAAAGGACUUAGAUGCCCAGAUGCAGAGGGAAAGCUGACAUCUGCAGGGACCCCCACUUUCAGGCUAAGGCCAUGGCAGGACAGCUGCUGUGGGGUGCACAGGCGGAGGAUGAAGGACAAAAGGAAGGGAAAACUGACGAUGGCCAACCUAGAGCAGCAAGGAGCAGCGCUUGGAGCUCAGGUGGUAGAGAUGACAAGGACACUGUGGGGUCUGGGUCCCCAGAACUCUGGAGCUACAGGCCACUCUAGGCCCAAGGGCAGUCCUCUUCCCCAACCCCCUCAAAGGCUCCCGCCAGCCUCACCUUGAAAGCAUCACACAGGGGAAGGCUUGGACCAAGCUGGGCGACCAAGCACGUGGGGCAGGAACACAUGGUAAAGGGGUGGGGAAUAUGGGAGGGAGUGUGGUGUGGAUGGGUGUGAUUCAGGGAAUGAGGGGAACCCGGGGACAGGCACAGGCUGGGCAGAGGCGCAGAGCAGGGCAGGGGACUCUGCAGUGGGGUGGGGCAGCGAGUUUCUAUGUAGUGAGCAGUGCAGUGGAAGUUGGGUGCAGAGGUAGCAGACAGAUGUGAAGCAGGGGUGAAGGCCAUGUAGCAAGUGGGGAAAUAUAUUCAAAGGGCCUGGGAGUGGGGGAGUGCCCAAGGCAAUGCUUGGGGGUACAGGGUGGAGCAGAAAGUGAAGGAGUGACACGUUAUGCAAGAGUGGUGUGCAUGGUGGUGUGACAUGAGCACCGUUCCUAGGAUGGAGGGACAGCAGGUCAGGCAGGACAAGGAGAAAGCAGGGCAGAAUGAUGCCUAGAGGACCACAUCAGACGUGGCUGACAGCUUGUGCCCAUGGGCUGUGGCGUAUGUCAGAUCGCAGGGUAGGAAGGAGUCUGGCCUGGUGCCGGCCCUGGGUUUCCUCAUCUCAUCCGUCCUCUGUUGCUCUCUAGCAUUCCAGGAGCCAUGUUGGACUCUCCUCCCCGGGCUUGAAAGGCUAUCAGAUUAACAGGGAUGGGGUGUAGGGCAUCAUCCAAGGUUCCUUCUCUUAAGCCUAGGGUGGGGGAUCUGAAUUUUUUUAUGUUGACAGUUCUUGACUAAAUUUUCAAGAGUUUCAGAAGCAA
Messenger RNA from Mandrillus leucophaeus (drill), 3764 nucleotides. It is a transcript of the gene GAB2, whose product is annotated as GRB2-associated binding protein 2. The record is from RefSeq and is a predicted model, not a curated record. NCBI's taxonomy places the organism in Eukaryota, Metazoa, Chordata, Mammalia, Primates, Cercopithecidae. The coding region runs from base 152 to 2068 and encodes 638 amino acids. The transcript has 10 exons.